AUGGCAGUCAUUGAAAUCGAAUCAGAAGAGCAGUUCACCGAAUUAACCAAAUCAGAUCCAUCUAAAUUAAUCGCCCUUUAUUUCCAUACUCCAUGGGCAGCACCUUGUAAAACCAUGAAUAGUGUUUUUAAAACAUUAGCAGAAUCAAAAGCCACCGAUCCAUCCGUUUUAUUUCUUUCGAUAAAUGCUGAUGAAUUGGCCGAAAUAAGUGAAUUAUUCGAAGUGAGUGCAGUUCCAUAUUUUAUCCUAAUUAGAAAUUCAACCAUAUUGAAGGAAUUAUCAGGUGCUGAUCCAAAAGAAUUCAUUCAAGCUUUGAAUCAAUUUUCAAAUAGUUCCCCAGCAGCCGCUCAAACUACAAAUAUACCACCACAACCUACUGCACAACAACAACUGGCAGCACCGGUAGGUUCCACACCUGCUGAAGAAUCAGAAGAAGCACUUAAUGAACGACUCAAGAAAUUGACCAGUGCGGCUCCAAUAAUGUUAUUCAUGAAAGGAUCCCCCUCGGCUCCACAAUGUGGAUUUUCAAGACAAUUAGUGGCAAUUUUGAGAGAACAUCAAGUUAGAUUUGGAUUUUUUGAUAUUUUGAAGGAUGAUAAUGUAAGACAAGGAUUGAAGGCAUUUAGUGAUUGGCCAACAUUCCCACAAUUAUAUAUUAAUGGAGAAUUCCAAGGGGGGUUGGAUAUUAUUAAGGAAAGCAUUGAAGAGGAUGAACAUUUCUUUGAACAUGCGCUUGAAACCACUGCUUAG
Molecule: messenger RNA, 750 nt
Organism: Hemisphaericaspora subhashii
Lineage: Eukaryota; Fungi; Ascomycota; Pichiomycetes; Serinales; Debaryomycetaceae
Gene: GRX3
Product: monothiol glutaredoxin
Exons: 1
Coding region: 1-750 (249 amino acids)
Molecular function (GO): 2 iron, 2 sulfur cluster binding
Source: RefSeq, a predicted model, not a curated record